AUGGACGAUGACCUAUUCGGCGGCCUUUCGGAGAGCAGCAGCAGCGAUGAGGAGGAGACCGAGCUGACCUCCACCAGCCCCACCACAUCACCGGGGAGACCCGAGAGGGCAACGGCCGGCAGCGACGUCCACGUGCAGUUCAGUCUCGGCAGCAGCCCAGAAGGGGAAUCGAGCCCUGAUGAGGACAGCCCCGUCGCUGCAAAGCCGACUAAACGACGAGCUUCUCCCCUCGCCUCCAGCAGCAGCAAGCGGGCCCGCUUCAGCCAGGUGGCCGGCAGCUCGACGGAUUUUCAUGCGGCCCUGACGAUGCUUGACGAUGAUGUGGCGGACUUGCCUUCGGCCCCAGAGCCCGUGGUAGCCCCCGGACCGAUCGAACUGCCGUCAAAACCUGCAGUGGCACCGGAGGAAUUGCCCGGGCCCUCGCAAAGAAUUGUGCCUGUCGAAAAGAUCGAGGCACCCAGCACUCGCGAGCCGACUGAGAAGCCUGCUGAUGAGCAAUUUUUUGCCCCGACCUCGUCCAAGAAUCCCGAUUUCUACCAGGGCGACGAACUGAUCCCGCUGCCCGAGCUGGAAGAGGAGGACGAGAAACUGCGGCUCAAGUUGCAGGUCCUCAUCUCCAACUUCUCCCAAGAUCAACUCAACCGAUAUGAAGCCUACCGUCGCUCCACAUUCCCCAAGGCGGCCGUCCGUCGCCUGAUCCAUCAGCACACUUCGAUCGCUCCCACCCAACAAGUGGUGAUCGCCAUCUCGGGACUCGCCAAAGUCUUCGUCGGCGAGCUGAUCGAAGAAGCGCUAAAAUGCCAGACCGCCAGCGAGGAGACGGCCGACCCCCCUGAAGCCGCACCACAUCCGACAAGCCUACUACAAAAUGCACAGUACAUCUUCAUGGCUGCCGACCUCGACACUAGCGACAUCGACAAGGAGAUCGAGCGCAGGCGCGAAGCCCUUCGUGGCAUCGACUCUUCGCUCGGGAACUUUGGCGGAAACCGCCCCGGAUUUGGUGGCGGUGGACCUAUAGGAGGUGGAGGUGGCUUCAAGCGGCGUGUGUCGGACGAGGUGCCGCGGCGUUUCAACGACCGCGAUGGCGGUGGGCUAGCCGGGCGUGUCUCUGGCGUGAAACGCGGCCGCUUUGAGGAGAUCGAGGAUCCUUACUCCGACGAAGACGAUUAUGACGAGCGGCCGAAGCGGACCCUCUUCUCCACCGUCUCCUUGCCAGCCAUCGAGACCAAGAGCCGUGAGGAGAAGCUGAAGGAGAUCGACUCCAAGACGCAGCAAGAUGUGAAGCAGAGGAACAAGCGCAUGUUCGCCAACCUGCUGAUGGGUACCUUGCAAAAAUUUCAGCGUGAUGAAAAGAAGGUUAGGAACGUGGAAAAGGUUCAGGCGGACAAGCAGCGUGCUGUCGAGACGAAGUUGGAAGAGGAGAAGAAGGGACAAAUUGAGAAGGUUCGCGCCGAGCGUGAGGGGUUGAUGGCCAAGCGCCGCGAGGAAGAGCGCGAGAUCCGUUCGCUCACCCGCCGCAAGGCCCUCAUUCAAUACUCUGAACAGAAAAUCCAGCACUACAAGCAGCUGCAGAACUUUAUCGGGACUACGACAAAACCAACAAUUUUCUACGUGCCCGCCAAGCACACGCUCCGCAGCUUGGAACUCCAGAAGCAGAGCGCUGAAACUAUUGAUGCAUUGAUUUCCAUACGCCAGGAGGCGCUGCGGAACGAGCUCAAGAACGACCCGGAGCUCAAGCGUGAAGAGGAGGGGCUCCGUCGCCGCGAGGCUAGAAUGAGCGACGUUGGCAAUGCCCCGGCCCGUGAACCGGCGUUCGAGCACAAUCGAAAUCGUCGCGACCGUUCCAGGUCAUACUCUCGAAGCGAAUCGGGCUCGGAUGCUGAAGAAAAUGGCACAGCCAAGGGCGACGACGAGAACAAGGCGAGCGAGGUGAAGCCCGAGCCGGAGGACGAGGCCGACGAGCUGGUCGUGAAACAGGAGGACCCCGAACUCGAGGACCGCCCCGAGGAUGAUAUUGUGAUGGCA
Messenger RNA from Mesorhabditis spiculigera, 2025 nucleotides. NCBI's taxonomy places the organism in Eukaryota, Metazoa, Nematoda, Chromadorea, Rhabditida, Rhabditidae. The record is from the annotation of a GenBank genome assembly.